AUCUACCCUUAUCCAUAUUCUCUAUAACUCUCCUUCUCUCCUAAGCAGCUGCUGGUGCCUCAGAAUGCCAGAGUUUAAGGGUAUUUGAAAAAGAAAAGAAAAAAAAAGGAAAAAAAAGAAACAGAAGAAGGAAAAGGUCUUAUCUGGACGAGACCCCAAGAGGAGACCUGAAAGUCUGCAGGCAGUACCGUGUCUGAUUUUCCAGCCAGAUUCAAACAAUCUAAAUGGCCACUCCCCAUGGGACCUUAAUUUGCCUUCGUCAUACAUUGUCACUGAAUAGAUAAGGUUCUCAGGUUUCCAAAAAUUCAGAUCUUCAUGGCAUCUGUUCCUUCAGCUUCCUUCUUCUCCUUGCCGCUUCCUCCAUGGCAGCAACCUCAGAGUGCACGGGUGGCUAAAUAUGAGACCAAAAAGCGCAAGAAGACCCUUGAUGACUGGGGUGACAAUGAUGAUGACGACCUAGGAGAAACCACCGAUGCUGCUUCGGAAGUUGCGCUGCCUGCGCCAUCUCUGACUUUGUCCCCAGAUGAAGCUCAUCAGUACCGCGUUGCGGGCUUGUCUUUCGACCAGGAAUUACCGGGCGGCAAGUUUCCGCAUGCACCUGCACAAACCCAGUCUUCCACUCGACAGACGCGGGAAGGGGUACUUGAGAAGCUAUCCUCUCUCUCUUCUCCCAUAUAUCCCCCCCAGUCUGCUGCUCAUCAGGGUAACCUCCGUCUGCAGCACCUGGCUGUGCUGACAUCCAUAUUGCACCGCUGUCUUCUUCAAAGGGACUAUGUCCGAGCAGGAAGAGCCUGGGGACUACUUCUCCGAGAAGAAUUUAAUGGAAGACCGAUCGAUACGCGGACUGAGGGGAGAUGGGGAAUUGGUGCGGAAAUUCUGCUCCGGCGCGGCCGUCAAAUCGCAGACAUGGCUGCUGAAAAUGGCAGCGACAACGGCGGUUCCCAGUCACCAGGCUCGGGUCCACAGCUCAUGUUCACAAGGAAGGGCUUUGAGGAUGCCAAGAAGUAUUAUGAGAGGCUGAUCAUCCAGCAUCCAUACCGGAAGGCUUCUCCAGACUCCAUCAGCUCAUUGCAUUUCUACCCUGCCAUGUUCGGCCUCUGGGUUUAUGUGGCCCAAGAGGAGAGUGAGGUCAGUCGACAGAACAUCUGGACUCGUCAUACCGAUGAAUAUGGACAGCAUUCGGAGGAUGAAGAUCUUGCCUCCGACCACGACGGCCAUCGUGAUUCCAAGGAAAGGGCCCACGCACUCAUUGCCGACGUGCGCAAAGCAGAGCUCAGUCAAGCGCAAAAGAUCGCGGGGAGAAUGGAUGAGAUUCUUGGCUCUCCGCCCUUCUCGGAUUCUCCAGAAUUGUUAGAGCUUAGGGGAAUGGUGUCACGCUGGAUUGCUGAUCUAUUUGUGUCCUCCGUGCCUGGAGGACAGACUGACCACGACUACUAUACCGAUGACGAGGAUGAAGACUCGAUGUCCGACAACAUGCAGUAUUCGAUCCAGGAUAGACGCGAACGUAGACUUGCGAUGGAGAAGCGUGCGUCCGAGACUCAGAAGUCCAAAGAAUUCUUCCACAAAGCCAAGCAGCGUGGCAAGGGGGUGACUUCUACUCUUGAUGACUUCCACAUCGAUGAUGACGAGUCGAUGGGCUAUUGGAGUUGAUGUUAUUUAAACGACUUAGUUGGUGCAUGUUCUUCGUGCAAAACAUGAUGAUGUGAAUAUAUGUAACGGCAUCUCCCCAGAUCGGUCUACAUCGAAAUCCCAAUGUUAAAUCAGAUCUGC
Aspergillus aculeatus ATCC 16872 is the source of this 1770-nucleotide messenger RNA. RefSeq lists its product as uncharacterized. Gene Ontology annotation, biological process: transcription initiation at RNA polymerase I promoter; nucleolar large rRNA transcription by RNA polymerase I. The transcript has a single exon. Lineage: Eukaryota; Fungi; Ascomycota; Eurotiomycetes; Eurotiales; Aspergillaceae. Bases 316 to 1650 code for a protein of 444 amino acids. Gene Ontology annotation, molecular function: TBP-class protein binding; RNA polymerase I core promoter sequence-specific DNA binding; RNA polymerase I general transcription initiation factor activity. Gene Ontology annotation, cellular component: RNA polymerase I core factor complex. The record is from RefSeq and is a predicted model, not a curated record.